AUGCAGGCACCGCCUCCACCAUACUCAAAACUUUUUCCGAAUGCGGGCGGCGUAAGUGAUUGCGUUAAUUCCACAGCGUUAUUGGUUUCUGAGGCCUCUGUUGCGUGCCCUGUAGAAGCGACGAUGGGGACAACGCAAGCUGGAAACGCGGAGGGUGGUUCAUCAGUUUAUCCGCCUCCACCCCCGUAUACCGGUGUCAGCGCGCCGACUCUCUCGUCACCCACGGCCUUGAACCUGCUGAGUUCGAAGGAUGCUGACAAUAGCGAUGUGAUUUUGCAACGUCUUUUUUUGCUGCAAGAUGAAAUAAACUCCAUUAAGUGCCGUCUCAAUGGUCAAUCGUUUGAUGCUGCUGUUUCGGAUGUCCAGGGGCCGCCUCCGCCGCCUCCUGCACCCGCUACUGAGGAAUCUUUUGUUGAAGAAAAAAAAUAUGCAUGGAGGCGAAUUUUGCUUUCGCAGCAGGAGCAAAUUAGCUCUCUCAGUGAAGCACUGUGCCGUAUCCUCAGCACCUUAUCUGUGGUGCCAGCAGCGACAAGGAGUCAUGACAUAAAAGAAUCUGCACAGACAAUAAAUGACAAUAAAAACGUACGAGAAAGGGAGACAAAAAGUUGUGUUAAUGAGAAUAUGGAUUGCGGGGCCAAAAAGAUGUGUCAGGAUGCCUCUGUUGGGUCUCUCAUGGGAACCACAGUAGAUCUUGUCCAUCUGUUAACAACCUUGUAUGGCCUUCCAGUCAUCUCUUGUGGAGGUUGCCACGAGCAGCUCCACCCUAGAGCUGGUGAGGAACUUAUUGCAGCGGCCUUGGGUACCACCAGUCACGAUUUGCUGGAGCUAUAUGCUUCGUUGCUGGUGUUGCGUCUGAAUGAGGGGUAUGCUGCCGCUGAGUCCAAUGUAGGUGGUCAUACAUCAGUAGGCAUCCUUGUGAGAAAUAGUGGGGAUCUGACGCAGAAGGCGUUGGCACCGUUACCACUACCUGUGCUUGAAUCAGUGUUGGAGCGAACACAAUUCCCAUCUGAGAUACCAGCGUACCAAAUCGCUUUGGCAGCAUGUAAGGUGUAUCAUCAGCGGCAUUUAUCGAAAUUAACAUCAUUUUCAAGUCUUAAGUCAUUAUCAAGUUUGUGUGUCAUGUCAUCAUCCUUACCAUGCAUCUCCAGCAGUCACUGUAAAGAAGAAGCGGAAGUUUUCUUGCACUGCGUGCGCUUUCUUUGGCUUCCGUUGCACUUCCUGGAGGAGGAGCUUCGGCGUUGCGAGGGUUUGGGACUGGUGGCAGAGGCGCGUCACUGUGCCAUCUACGCGGGACUACUGAUGCGCCUUCGUCAAGCCAUUCAAGCAAAGAGAUGCUUAAAUGAGUUAACAACAACACCAGCGCGGUCUGUUCCUGCUGUUUUCACCGCUGAGCCGUUUCUUACAGAGUUGAACCGUGUGCGCCCUUCAUAUGACUUUCUUACUUCAUCGGAAAAGAAACAACUAAUAGCCGGUGAAAAAAUGGAUCUUGUUCAGUCCUGGCGGAUACAGAAGCGCUGUGAUGCAACUCUGUACUCGCCGGCUGUUUGCCACAUUUGGACGGCUACCAGUUGCAGUUGA
Messenger RNA from Trypanosoma rangeli, 1578 nucleotides. RefSeq lists its product as uncharacterized. The record is from RefSeq and is a predicted model, not a curated record. NCBI's taxonomy places the organism in Eukaryota, Euglenozoa, Kinetoplastea, Trypanosomatida, Trypanosomatidae. Bases 1 to 1578 code for a protein of 525 amino acids. The transcript has a single exon.